UUGAGAAGGAAAUCCUUGUUAACACAAGAAUGGGGUGAGUAAAAAUGAUGGAGGAAGUGGGGUAUUUAUAGGAGUAAAAUUGGAAGAAAUAAAAAAAAUUCAAAUUUCAAAUUCGGCCGGUUUACUGCCUGAACCGACGGUUCAGUCCACGGUUUCUGAUGGAAACCGGCGGUUUCUGGCCCGAAACCGGCGGUUUCUGGCCGGUUUUCAGGCCUAUACACUGCCACCUACGCUCUGCCACCUGAAAAAGCACCGGACCCGUCGGAAACCAGCGGUUUUCGUCAGAAACCGCCGGUUUUUCUACACACCUCGCCUGCAACCCUACGCCGGAAUCUGCCCGUUGGGACCGUUGAACCGCCGGUUACGGUUCGUCAUAUUCCCGAACCUGAACCGGCCCGCUUGAACCGCCGAACCGCCAGCCAGUUCCGGUUCCGGUUCAUGAACCGGCAGUUCCGAACCGCUGGUUAACCGCCGGGCCGGUUCGGUUUGUGCAUGCUUAGCAGGUACAUUUCAAUUUUCAACAACCCCUUCCCUUCCCUUUCUACUCAUUCUUUACUUUUAUUUAGCAGUGAUUUAGUAUAUUCAAAUGCAUACGCCUGCAAUUCUUUAAUUGAGUUCUUCAGAUUGAUCGACCAUAAUUUCGCCUUCAUUUACUUGAUUUUCCCUCAUAUAAAUAAGACGUACACAUGACACAUGCAUGUAUAAUCUAUUUCUCUUUCUGAACAUUGGAUGCAGGCCUGCUAUUGCUCUGUGCUAUCCCCUGUAAGUUCUGUCAUUCUGAAAUGUAGAAUUGGGAUCAUUAGAUGAUUAAUAAGUUUUAGUGCUUGAUUUCUUUUUUCAGGCUUGCUUCAAUCUGGGCAGUUGAGACUGGUUCUAGAUAUCACAUGAGGAAGAUGGUCGAAUAUUGGACACUUUUCUCAUUGUUUUCUCUCUCACAUGGAACCAGUUUCUGCUGCUUGUGACCUGAAAGCAACAUAUGCACCUUCUGAGGCUGAAGAAAUAAUGCCCCCAAAAGAAACUGCUAGAAAACCCCCUCAAGAAAGCUCAUCAGCCAGAAUGGACCGGUGAUGUAUGCAAGGUUACUACUGAGAGUGAGUCAAUGUCGAAUGAUCAUACUCAAGGGAGCCAACAUAAGUCCAAGCUUGGGACUACCUUGAAAGCAAGCUUGCUCGAAGCAAAAGAUACAGGACCCUCAUCUUUGGUAACUUGUGAAUCACAACGCACCAAUAUAUAUUGAUUUUUCUUGUGUGCUCAAGUAUUCUUUUUAACAUUGCUGCUAAGAAACUGAGCAGCAGUCCCUUAUUGUGCCUUUAUGCACUUCAUGGCAGGCACAGGAAAAUUCAUCUUUACCGGCUGGUUUAACUUCUUUAACCACCUUUCACCUUUGCUGAUUUUACUAAUUACUCUUCCUGAUUUCUUACAUUUGUUCAAGUCCACUGAAAACCAUUGAGCAAGAUUAUUUUGUCAUUUCUAUCUGCAGCAGCAGGUGCAGCACAUUGCAGCCCAUGUUGUUUGAUUUUCUUCAAGAGAGCAAUCAAAAGUCCAAGCUGGAGACAACCCAGGAAGCAAGCUAUUUUGAUUUUGUUUGCGCAAGUAUUGAUUUUAAAAAAUGAUGCUUUUAUUAGUGGUUAUUUUAGGAUCUUAAAUCUGAGAAACUGAACAGCAUUCAUAAUUGAUUGUUACAUGAUUGAAUAUUUUUCUGCUUAUUACUAGGAUUUCCACAAUCGUACCUUAGGAUGUUCCAAGGUUCUAAUUCAUCUUAGUAAACAAUAUACUCCACUAUUUAGUGUAUACUAUUUUUAUCUAUCUAGGCUAAUCCCCAAAGGUCUUCAUAGCUGUCGCAGGCUUCUGUCAAUCUCCUCAUCUUUGCAAAUCAGAGUAAUUUCUUUUACAACCUGUGUGCUGAUCUCAGCAAACACUUUUUUUUCCUUUCAGUCGUUAUGUUUGUUCAAAGUAAAGAAUGCUGAGCAAAAAUGGACCUGUGAUCUAUGCAACGUGACAACCUCUAGUGAGAUAACAUUAAACAGUCAUCUUCAGGGGAGAAAACACAUGGCCAAGUACCAUGGAACAAAACUUGUUUGAACUUGAAAAGCUUACUGUAAGCAAGACUGGACAUGUAGAUUGCAGAUAUUCUCACAGAGAUGUCCAAGUUGUAGAAUCAGAGCAUGUUCAGUUGAAUGCUCAUCUUCUGGGAAGAAAACACAAGUCCAAGCUUGAAAUACUGACAACAAGGAAGGGAGAACUUGUUAUUUUACAGGUUGAUGGGAAGUUUAAAUACUGGUGCAUUUUAUGUGCUGCAAAGCUACCUAAUGAUUUAUCUUUGGCCUGUCACGUCGGAGGGAAACGGCAUGCCUCCAACAUCGAUGAUAAACAGACAUUUAGGCUUUCAGAAGCAAAAAUAUGGACAUCCAUUAUUGAAUUCAAUAGUGAUGAAAGAUUGUAGGACCUAUCUUUCCUACUAUGGAUUGAAAUAUUGGAAUGGAAUGAAUGUGAUGAUGUGAAACAAGAAACGUGUGUCAAAUAUCAUAACACAGCA
Molecule: messenger RNA, 2536 nt
Organism: Salvia splendens (bonfire salvia)
Lineage: Eukaryota; Viridiplantae; Streptophyta; Magnoliopsida; Lamiales; Lamiaceae
Exons: 4
Coding region: 2063-2443 (126 amino acids)
Source: RefSeq, a predicted model, not a curated record